This is a messenger RNA of Erythranthe guttata (spotted monkey flower), 3381 nucleotides long. The record is from RefSeq and is a predicted model, not a curated record. NCBI's taxonomy places the organism in Eukaryota, Viridiplantae, Streptophyta, Magnoliopsida, Lamiales, Phrymaceae.
AUGGACAAGUUGGUAGAAUAUGGACUAGACAAAGUACGGGACAGGUUGAACUUCCACUCCACUUUUGAAACUCUGCAAAGAAACUUAAAGACAUUGAGUGAUCGAGAAUUUGAUGUCACGAACCAAGUGAAGAAUGCCGAGCUUUCUGGUAAGAAGAAAAGAAAAAGAGAAGUUGAGAAUUGGUUAACAAAUGUAAAAAUGAUUGAAGAUGAGUUUCUUGAAUUGGAGAAUCAAGUACAAUCACAAGGAUAUUUUAGUAGGGUCAGAACCGGAGAUCGGGAAGCAAAACUCAAUCAAAGAGUAGUUGAGCUUCUUGACCGGAGUCAGAAUUUCGGCGAGCUUCUACUUGAUGUAGUUGAUGGGAAAAGAGGGCAGGAAUUGCUUACCAAGAGGCUGAUUGGCAAAGCAUUUGAGAAAAACGUCGAAAUAAUUUGGGAACGUUUGGCAAAUGAUGAAGUGAAGAGCAUUGGGGUUUACGGUAUGGGUGGUGUGGGGAAGACGACUUUGACAAAGCACAUCCAUAACAAACUUGUGAGAGAAAUGCAAGACAGUGUUGUUUGGGUUACAGUGUCUCAUGUUAGGAACAUAAGCAAGUUGCAAGACGAAAUAGCUCGUUCUUUAGAUAUACUUCUUUCAGAUGAGGAUAGCGAAGACAAGAGAGCGUCGAGUUUGUAUGGAGCGUUGUCUCAAAGAAGGAACUUUUUUAUGAUAUUAGAUGAUGUAUGGGGAAAUAUUGAUUUGGAAAAGUUGGGAGAUCCACUUGGUGUGGAGGGUGGUAGAUUGAUGAUAACAACUCGUUCAUUGGAAGUUUGUCGGCGCAUUGGUUGCAGAGAAGUGAUUGAAGUAAAAAUUCUGAGUGAGGAUGAAGCGUGGGAGCUAUUUAGAGAAACUCUUGGACAAGAGACGGCACUUAGUCAUCCAAUACAACAUGUUGCCAAGUCUAUGGCGGAAGUGUGUGACGGUUUGCCGUUAGGGAUCAUCACCGUAGCUGGUGGCAUGAGGGGCGAGACCGAUGUUCGUGUGUGGAGAGAUGCAUUGGUCGAAUUAAAGGAAUCUGUUAUGGGGCAACAUGAGAUGGAAGAUAAGGUUUUCAAAGUACUUAAAUACAGUUUCGAUAGAUUGGAUCCAGGUCAUAUAAGGCAAGAAAAAAGCACUUGGUACACAGAGUUACAACUAUGUUUCCUGUAUUGCUCUUUGUAUCCAGAAGACUAUAGGAUCGAAAGAAAAGAAUUAAUUGGAAGGUUCAUCUUAGAGGAGUUAGUGGGUCAAAGAAAGCGCGUGAAGGAGCAAGUCGACAAGGGCCAUUCGAUACUUAAUAAAUUAGUGAACGUCUGCUUGCUGGAAAGGACUUGUGAUUAUGAAGAUGAAGAUUGCGUGAAAAUGCAUGAUCUAGUAAGAGCUAUGGCGUUGAGGAUUACCGAAGGUAAGAGUAUGGUGAAAGUUGGGUACAAAUCGUUGAAAAGAAUUCCAAAUGAAAGAAAAUGGACGAAUGAUCUUGACAAGGUGUCCUUGAUGAGAAAUAACAUAGUGGAAAUUCCAGAUGGUAUAUCUCCAAAUUGCGCUAACAUGUCUACAUUGCGUUUGGAUUGGAAUCAAAACUUGCAGGUCAUUCCAGAAUCAUUCUUUUCGCGAAUGGACAACCUGAGCACUCUCGAUUUGUCUCAUACCGGUAUUAAUGAGUUGCCAAAUUCUUUGUCCGGCUUGGAGACUAUGAAGGCCUUGAUCCUCGAAGGUUGUUCAAAUCUUGUGAACGUGCCGUACUUGGGAAAGAUGAAAGCACUAAAGCAAUUGGACCUCUCAUGGACAAGGAUAAGGGAAUUGCCUCCAGGUGUCGAGAAACUCGUCAAUCUCAAGUGGUUGUUAAUGGGGGGAGCAUUUGAAAUGGAGAUGUUACCAAAAGGUAUCUUACUCAAUUUUCCGUAUCUUCAGCGUCUCCAUAUUCCGGAUAAAAUAGAAGCACCGUUAGAUGAAUUGGAGAGGUUGGAUGAGCUGGAAGAGUUCAGUGGGCGAGUAAAGAGUAGGUGUGAUUUUAAUCGAUUUAUUCAAUCUCAACAAAGGAAGGAGGUUGGUGUUUUCUAUUCCAUCUUUGUGGGAAAGCAAGCCGCCUAUAAAACUACCAACGUAAAGUGGGUGGAUUAUACUAAAGUGGUUUUGUACAAAAUCGACCUUAAUAAAGAAGAAGAGAGAAGCAUGACUAUGUUGGCACGCGACAUCCAACACCUAGAAUUUGUGUGUUGUGAGUGCGUAAGCGGAUGCUUAGUGGACGAUUUUCCAUUAUUAGACAAUCCCAAAUCCAUUCAAACAUUGGAAAUUAAAUGGUGCGAAGGAAUAGAGUGCAUCACGAGAAAUCAUGAGCACGCAAUAGGUGAUGUUGUUCCCUCGCAGGCUAUAUUUUCGUAUCUUAAGAAGUUGAGCGUCGUAGGAUGUAACAAGAUGAAGAAGCUGGGAGUAUCAGCGUCGCAACUCUCAAACCUUGAACAACUCUCGAUUGAGAACUGUGUAGAGAUAGAAGAGAUCGUCACAAGAUCAAGUGAAAAAGAAGAAGAAGAAGACGAAGAAGAAGGACAUAUGAAUAAUAUCGUGCCGUCUAUCCUCAACGACAUUAUGAACCUGUUGUGCAAAGUAUCUAUAUGGUUGGAUGGGGUUUUCGUAUAUAAUCUUGAAUUGUGUUAUGUUGGAGGGAGAAAUGUAGUUAGUGGCUGGAAAUAUUUGCUUGGACUACUUGAACAGGCAGUUACAAAUGUUCAUGAAGAUGUAGACAUAGAGCCAAUCAUUGCAAUUGAUAAGGAUGGGAAUGUAAUUAAAAAGAAAGAAGAAAUUCUUUUUUUGCGGAAUGGUGAUGAAGAUACAGUUGAUGAAGACUCAACAACUGCACAACCUCAGCCUGAAGAACCAAUAAAUGAACAACCUCAGCAUGAGAAACCAACAAAUGAAGAAUCACAACCUGAAGAACCAUCAGCUGAAGAAGUACAGCCUGGAGAACCAACAACUGAAGAAGUACAGCCUGAAGAACCAACUAGUGAAGAAGUACAACCUGAAGAACCAACAAGUGAAGAACUACAUCAUGAAGAAGCAACAACUGAAGAAGCACAGCCUGAAGAACCAACACUUGAAGAGAUUUUUGCUGAAUUCCUAACCACUGAAGAACCAACACCUGAAGAUUUGUUUGCUGAAGUACCAAGAAAUGAACAACAACCAACUGAAGAACCAAGAAAUGAAGAGACCAGAAAUGAUGAUGUGGUCUUUUCUGAGGAUGAUGAUUCAGAUGAUGGUGACUACAUUCAGCCCGAAGAUUGUUCAGAUGAUGUUGAUGUACAUUCUGAUGCUCCAAGUGAAGAGUUAGAAGACAUUGAGGGGUCUUCAGAUGAUGACAUUUUUUAA